Messenger RNA from Trypanosoma brucei brucei TREU927, 258 nucleotides. RefSeq lists its product as hypothetical. NCBI's taxonomy places the organism in Eukaryota, Euglenozoa, Kinetoplastea, Trypanosomatida, Trypanosomatidae. The transcript has a single exon. Bases 1 to 258 code for a protein of 85 amino acids. The record is from RefSeq and is a predicted model, not a curated record.
AUGUUACGCCGUAGCGUACCGUCUUUAUAUUCCACUAUUGUGGCACCUAUUGGAAAAGGACGUGUUGUCCCCUUGAAUUUCAGUGGCCCCAAACCCGUGUAUCAACCAAAGAGUUUUGUAACACAAUUUAAUGUACUUGGGAUGUGGACUAUCAGCAAUAUGAUUCCUAAUUUUAUAUUUGGUGCUUUACUGAUUGCAGGCGCUCAUGGAGGUUUGGCAGGCGCAUGGCCCCCGGAUCCGCAUUCGCUUCAUCCAUAA